GCUCAUCACUCUGCUAUAGAUAGUCCAGUUGUGGUGACAUCUUAGUCUCACAUAGUAUUCUUCUUUACGCAACGGCAACAACUUGAAGUCGCUUGAGAGACGACCGAGGCACCAUCUCGUCAGAGUUGUAUUUUGGGCAACGUUGGGGCAAGGAGCAGAAAGAAAAUCAAAAUCGGUGAAGAUCAAGAUAUCGGACAUCUGUUGUUCAACAAUCCUACAAAGCAAGACAACGCAACGGUCUUUAUUUUGACUUACUGUAGGUUUUUUUUUGCCCAACAUUUUGUGAGCGGUAGGAAGGUCGUAUCAUCUACUUCAACUAAAAACUUUUAUCAUGCCGGAAGAAGAGCUUCCGCAGAAGGCGGUGCCGAGCUUCUGGCGCACCACGCAGUCCGAGAUUGGGUUCGGAAACCGGGUGAAAUCGAAGAAGGACCUCCUCACGCCGAAGGAAGUGAUCCGGAGAAAUGACGACCUGAAGAAGCCGGUCCGGCCGGUGGUAUGCAUUGCAAAAGUAUCGCACUACGUAGAAAUCGCAUGACAAAUUCCCUUAGCAUGACAAAUGCAAAUGGAAUUUAUAUAUAAUGUGGGUUUACCACAAGAAAGGAAUUUGCAAUGCAUGAUUGGGAUUACCACGGGUGCGAUACUUUUGCAGAGGAUAAGUGGUCGAGGACACGGACUUCAUUAUGACAAACACCAUCAAAAAGGAAGCCGAUUCCAUCAAUGCGGAGCGGGUACUACUCUAUCUAAGAAGUGGUUAACGACCUAAAUGAAAUAUAAGUUAGAAGUAGGCAGAAAGAGAAGCAGACUUUUGUUGAAACUUCUACGUUUCUUGGCUUGUUGUUCGCCUGUAUUUAUUUUGCAACGACAAUUUUGAAUACUCCGCCAGGUACUGAGCGCGCACGUGUUGCCGAAGAGGUUUCCCGUGGACCCGGACCGCAUGAUUUAUCCGCCUUUGCGCGAGGUAUCACAAGGAAAAAGUGACAGUUACACAUUGUGUUGCAGGCCAAGCAAGACAGACAAGCUCUGUCAUGCCGGAUACGUAUAGAAGCCUCGUCUCAUAGGUGCUUUCCCGUAGGAUUUCUGCAUUACAAGUUUUCUCUCUCAUGCAGAGAAAUUUGUGUUGCUGAAUUGACUACAAAUUUGUAACUGUAACACUUUUUUCGUGGGAUACAAGGAGAACCCGCUGUACUACACCACCUCCAGUGUUUAUGGCAAGAAAAGAAAAGACUGUUUCACCGUGAACUUGUGAUGCAGAAAAUGGAACACAGAACUAUUUGUCUUGCUACACCUGCAAGAAGUUGGAGAAUUAGCCGUGUUUUCCCUUGGGAAGCGCGCAUGCCAAAAUUUGUGUGUCAUGUGUAAACAAACUUGUGGUGCAGAUAUUGCAAAAUCAUCACAGUGAAACAGUAUUUUUUCUUGGAUAGUGUUUAUGGCAACGAGAAGCCGCGGCCCCACCAGGUGGCGGACGCGUUUUUUCCGAAAAGCAACAAGUUCUCGCACUCCUUCACCGAUAGCAAGCCCCGAAACGCCGGCCUGAACUGUUCCCAGGACCCGGAGGUCUACCGCAGUCAAGGCUUGUAGAGGAUUGUUCGCAAUGACGACGCUCAAGGUGACAAGCUUAGGAGAUAAAAUUUGCUUUCAUGACAAAAAUCAACUUAUUUGCAAAUUCAAAACCUCAGUAGACAGGAGCAAGAACAUUGAAGGCACCUCGUAGAAGUUCAACAGCGGAUUAUCUUUAUCGCUCCUGGAGAGCAUUGCUUUGCGCCACAUACUCCUUCCCUUUCGAUCUCUUUUCUACUCUUGUUGUUUCUACUAGUAACCCUUAAUCAUCAUCAAGACCUCUUGACGCAUCUGCGUCUGUUGUCACGCGCAGGCAACAAGUUACUUACUCAAACCGAAAGUAAGAAAAUGCAAACAGAAAAUGCAGCAUGUUGUAGAACGAAAAGUCGCCACCUCCAGUUGGUAGAGAAGUAAGUAGGCCUCCGCGUUGGACUAUCAAUGAAAAAGGUCCUGCUUGCCUAUAGCUUGCGACUCUCGAAGUCGAUGCCGCCAACGGGUCGUUCUUGUGACAGUAGCAGUACAAUCAACAGCAAAUUCAUCACCCAACGGGCUGCUUUGAACAUCAAUUACUUACAGUAGCAGUAACACCACCAGCACCUCAACUUAAGUUUUUGACCACCUUCGCUUCAGCAGACAGUGACAGAUUCAAACUCGGAACUUUUUCGAAGAGCUUCGCCACAAGCCUUCGCUCGUUGAUGCCAUGGUUCAGGACGACCAAGUACGAGAUAUUCUUGUAAAUCGUUUGUACACAGACAACUCCGCUCGCGCUCGUGGAGCAAGCGCAAGAGCUGGAGAAAGAAGUAGAAUCGUCUCUACUUCUCCUGUUUUUUGCCAGCCACACUGUGAGCGCCGUGUCUUCUCCGACAGAGCGGAAUGAAGACAGUGAUGUUUGUUCCGUCAGAAUUAUGACGGGCUGGGGCGGCCUAGUAGUCGAGAUCGUGUUUGAGCUGUUUUUCAAAGAAGUGUGAGCAGUUUGUGUACUACUGAUUGGAAUACUAAAUUUUUUUGAGCGACGAGCAAGGAACUGUGGUGGGGGCAGCCUGAAUAAAA
Molecule: messenger RNA, 2607 nt
Organism: Amoebophrya sp. A120
Lineage: Eukaryota; Dinophyceae; Syndiniales; Amoebophryaceae
Source: the annotation of a GenBank genome assembly